Molecule: messenger RNA, 6904 nt
Organism: Xyrichtys novacula (pearly razorfish)
Lineage: Eukaryota; Metazoa; Chordata; Actinopteri; Labriformes; Labridae
Source: the annotation of a GenBank genome assembly
AUGGCUGUUAAUCUGAGUAAGAAUGGACCAGCUCUCAUGGCUGCUUAUAAAGAAGUGGUGGACGGCAGGUCGGACACAAACUGGUGAGCAGUUUCUAACCACAGGAAAAUAACCUCUCGGACUUAAACUGUCUUGUUGACCCUGUGAUAACCUCCUAACUCUUUGUAUCUUUAUGCCUGUUUGUGUUUUCAGGGCUCUCUUUACUUAUGAGGGGAACAGUAAUGACAUCCGUCUGGCAGAGAAAGGAGGUGAGAUUUAUUUAGUAAAGGUAUCACUCUAAAAGUCUCACAGCACAUCAGGUUUCAUCAAGGAAGUAUUCUAGGAAAAAGACCAGCUAAAUUUUAAGCUACCUAAAGUUUAAUUUGUACAAGUACCUCGGUGAUCGCCCCUUAUGCAGCUAAAGUAUUACAUAUGAAGUACUUCACGUGCUAACUUUAUCUCAGUGAAGGUACAACAGUAUUCCUAGCUUGUAUUGUAUUUAAUAUAUUACAGUACUUUCAGAUUCAGACAGCUAAUUAAAACUGUAAAGCACAGCAGUUUUCCUGGCUUCAGCUGUUUUAUUUACUGUCGUAUUCUGGACUUCUUACAGAGCAAAUAUUACAGCAAAAACACAACAGUAUGUUAGCUGAAUGUAGUACCAUGGUAAGAGGUAUAACUUAAUUUAGUUAAAGUCUUAUAGUAAAACCACAGCAGACUCCUGGACUUUGUGUGGUGAUGCAUGUGUGUGUGUGUGUGUGUGUGUGUGCGUGCGUGCGUGCGUGCGUGUGUGUGUGUGGCAUAGAUGGUGGGUUGGAGGAGAUGGUGGAGGAGCUGAACAGCGGAAAGGUGAUGUACGCUUUCUGUCGAGUCCAGGACCCGAACUCUGGUCUGCCCAAAUACGUCCUUGUUAACUGGGUAAGACACACACACACACACACACACACACACACACACACACACACACACACACACACACACACACAGGUUAAUGACAAAAAAUGAUCAGACAUGGAUUAGAAGGGUUAGAGUGUGUGUCUAUGUGUGUUACAAGGCGAAAAUAGCAAAAACAAUAGCUCUGUUAUACAAAGUAAAGGAUUCACUGGAUAACAAGGCAUCGUACAUUUUAAAUAAUACCAUGAUUGUUCCAUAUCUGACCUACUGCAUCAAAGUAUGAGGAAAUGCCUAUAAAACAUAUACUCAGUCAAUUUUCAUUUUGCAAAAGAGAGCAAUAAGAAUAAUCAGUAGAAAACGAUAUAGAGAUCCAUCAAAUCCAUUAUUCCUUCAGUUAAAAUUGUUGAAAUUUAAUGAAUUAGUAGAUCAUAGUAACCAUGCAAAUUAUGCUGAAAGCUCAUAAAAAAUCUUUCCAAUCAACAUUCAGAAAAGAUUUGAAAAAAGAGAAAGCAAGUUUAAUUUAAAAGGAACAGAGAUCUUUAAAAAAAACAAGAUUUAGGACUAAAUUGAUGGAAUGUUGAGCAAUCUGAACAAAGACAUCAAAGAAUCCAAGUCAAACAUUACAUUUAAAAGAAUAAUUAAAGCCAGUAUGUUGAGGAAAUAUAAGGAAAUAUGUUAGUUAUAUCUGAUUGUCAUACCAUUCUAAUUUUGUUGUUGUUUGAGUGGCAUUAACUGAAUUGUAACUUGGGAACUAAAUGGUAUAUGACCGUCUUUAAUGGCCAUUAGCUAUAUUUUUAUUUUAUUAUAUAUUUAUUUGUUGUGUUUUGUUUAUGCUGUUGUUGCUUUUUUUUACAUAUAUAUUUUAUUAUUUUAAGCUUGUUCUUUGUAAAUAGAUUUCUGGGGAUAAAGAGGCAGAUAAAAUAAGAUUAGUCUUCUUUCUGCUCCCUUUCAUUCUAGAUAGGAAAAUGUUUGUAUUGAAAUUAAAUUGUUUCUUUUUAUUUUUAAAUGAAUGAAAAUAUGUGGUUCGUUUAUAAUAAAAAAAUGUACACCCCCAUCAGACAGGUGAAGGUGUGAAGGACUCCAGAAAGGGUUUAUGUGCCAACCAUGUGAGCUCCAUGGCCAACUUCCUGAAGGUGAGCGUGACUCUGAAAUGCUCCAGUCCUGUUGGUUUGUGUGAAUGUUGACUUUGUUCAGAGUUAUUCCACCGUUUACUGCUGCAGACCUACUUAUCUUCAGAUGAGAGGUUUUUCUUCGACAGAGGACUUCAGUAAAGAUUGUUGCACUGGUUCGCUGUGGUGCAAAGAUGCUUAAAUAUACAGUAAAUGUGUUGAUUUCAGGGGUCUGGGUGACUUCAUACAGAGCUGCAGACAUCGAAACUGUUUUCAGGGCUACGAGCUGAUCCCAUCCACUCCAGUGAUUCUUCAAUGUUUUGCACCUUUCUGUCAUUCAGACUGUAAAAUGUAAAAAUGGCGUCCAAUUUAAGAUUCCCUGCUCUGUUGUUUGUGACCACAGGGAGCUCAUGUGACCAUAAACGCUCGGGGAGAAGAAGACGUGGAGCCGGAGACCAUCCUGGCGAAAGUUGCCAAAGCAUCUGGAGCAAACUUCAACUUCCAUAAACAACAACAAGGUUACAAAGAAGCCCCUGGAGGACCUGUGGUGAGAAAACCCCCGCUCCAAACAUGAUAAAAAAAACAAUCAAAUAAGAAUGCAUCUUUGUAAGUGAUUGUAUUUUGCAUUUCUCCUGCAAACGUUUCCAACCACUAAAAGACGGAGUAGAAUAAAAUGGAUUUAUUGUGAUUGCAGAUUGUAAAAGACGAUUCUGUGCGUCUCUAAAAUAGUACAAAAAAAUUAUGUAUUCACACGUUUUCAUCCCCAAAAUCUCCUCAAGAGAAGAGAGAUAAAAAUAACACAGUGGAGAGUCUUAAUAAACUGAAGUUAGAUGUACAAAGACAAAAGAAAUGUGAACAUACGGAGUAAAUGUCUGAAUAGAUCAUAUGAGUUUUCUUGGCCUGUGAAAGCAGAUAAUUGACUUUUUAAAGGAUCAGAUGGAGGAAAUAACAAAUAAAAGAUGCCAAAGAUGAAAUAAGGCACCUGUGAGUUGCAUUAUGGGAAAUGUAGGAAACAUACUGAAGACUGAAAUGAAGUGAUAAGGUUUCUUACAUGUAACUGACACGCAUUUUGUAGAAAACUAACUGAACACUUUAGAUAAGAUGUUACUAAUGCAUGUUCCCAUUAUGUGCCAUAAAAGCAGCAAAGACAUUAUACAGCUGGAGACGGUCUUGGUUGUCUCGUCAUGACUCCUCUUGGUAAUGAGGAGAGGAGAGGAGUAAAGGGUUGCCGAGCAUUGUGUGGUGAAGAGGAAACUAAAGUUGUCUUCUUAUCUGACAGGGUUCUGUGUAUCGUAAAGUCAAUGCCGUGGAAGAGAUUCAGCAAAUCAACAAGGAUGACUUCUGGUCCAAAACUCAGGUGUCUGACUCUUGAGUAUCUGACUGUCUGUAAAAGUAGUUUCUGUGGUUUUUAUCUGAUGUGAAACUAACAAGACUCUCGACUUCAGAGGGAUGAAGAAGUCCGUCGACGAGAGGAGGCCCAGAGGGCGGAGGAGGAGAGACAGAAGGCAGAGAAGGAGAGGAUGGCGAUGGAGGAGAAGCAGGCGAGAGAGAGGGAGAGGAGAGCGAAGGAGAGAGCGCUACAGAUCGAAGAGAACAAGUGAGUCCGACAAAAUAACAAUAAAACUCAAAUGUUAAAAGAGUCGCAGCUUUUCAUGAGUGCUUUGUGUUUGUGUUUGUGGAUUUCAGGCUUUAUCAGAAGCAAAGAGAAGAAGAAGAAGAGAGAGAGCAGCAGAGACAGGUGGGACGAUGCUGUCAUCAAAUAUUCUCUGAAUUUAAUGUUACUGUCAUCAAAUCAAAGUAAAGCCUGUUAAUUUUAGGUCUACGGCACUGAAAGAAGACAGAUUCCAGCUGUCAGCAAUGUGAUUGAAUAACUGAAACUGAAAAACCUAUAACAACAGAAUCAUAGAAACUGAAUCUCAGUACAGUCAAAACUGAGACUCAGUGGAGUCAAAUAUCCUAAAAGUCAGAAUCAUUAGAGAUGGAUACUGUGAAACCGGGACUCUUUGGAGACAGAUUAGACAGAUAAGGACAUUAGUUUUUGGUGCUUUUCAAAGAAAUCCUGGUACUGAUUAACCUCAAACAACAGCAAAGACAGAUUAUUGAGAGGGAGAGCAUAUUGACUUCAUGAUGACAAUGACCAUAGAGCAAUGAGACCCUUGUUAAAGUAAAACCUAAUCUAGUGUGUUGUACCUUUAAAUUAAAGAGAUGAUCAUUUCUCUGUUUCUAGAACCAGCAGCAGGAAAAUGAAACCAGAGUGACGGGAAUCUGCGCGGCAGCGUCUGUGCAAAAAGCUAAUGUGAGUCAAACUGUAAAAUAGCCCAUAAAGGAUCUUAUAAAAGCUCCUUCAAUAUCAUUGUUUUCCUAUUUGACAUUUUCUUUAAUGAGAUUCUUGAACACAGAACUUUUCAGAUUAACCUGUAAUAUAUGAAAGUAGCUUAUUGUCACAGAGUCUGAUGAAAACGCCUGUGUUGAUGUUAUGAAAGUCUCUUUUUCUGACAAGUUUGAUAUUAAAAUGUUGUAUUGACCCUUUAAUUUAUGCCUUAAUCUCCAGGAAGCAAAAUCCCUGAUUUCUCAGAGGGCGUUUAAUCCCAGAGACAUUUUCAAACAGAGGGAGCAGAGCUUUGAGGCCAACGACAGACCAUCUCCUGCUGCAUCCCGACCAGGUGAAAACACAAAUAUUACCACAGUGUCAACAGGCAGAGGUGCUGGACCUCUGUCCCCAGAUUGGUCAGAUUUGAUGUGUGUGAUAAAGACGUCCUAGGAGGUGCUUUGCUUUUCAUAAUCCUCACCACUCUUAUGGAGAUUGACCAAUCAAAAACAAGUAAUCAGCAAAGAAGGAAAUUAUUGCUGUGUUUGAGUUACUUCGGAAGUCAGAAGUCUGAGCUGAAAAUGACGUCACACCCGAGUUCCCAGCGUUUCAGUUACCAGGUCAUAAAAAAGCAAAAUCAGAGGCCUGAAACAGAAGGCUACAUCUACAAAAGUUAUUUUAGUGCUUGCCUUAUAUUCAGAUAAGGAAUUUUGCUUUUUUCCGACUUGGUAACUGAAACACUGGGAACUCGGGUGUGACGUCAUUUUCAGCUCUGACUUCUGAGGUAACUUGAACGCAGCAUAAGGUGUGAUUUGUUUUCUUGUUUUCAGGGAAGCUGCAGAGUCCAUUUUUUGCCCAGCAAUCCUUCUACAGAGAGUCACCGGUGCGGCCGAGGUCUCCACCAGGUCCAGCCGCAGUCCAGGUCUUACCCAUGAGCCCACCAUCUCCGGUCGCACCUGCCUCACCUGUGCUGUCUUACUCACCUGUUCCAGCUAUCUCCACAACACUCCCAGAGACCACAGGCUCACCUGUCCUAGACAGGAAAGUCUCACCUGUUCCAGAUACGGCAGGCUCACCUGUUCCAGAGAUCACGGGCUCACCUGUUAUACCUGCAGGUCAGACACGAAGACCUUUCCUGUUCUGCUGCCAAAAACACAUAAAGGCAUAUAAUCAGGGGCUGCUGGUAACACGAUACCUCAUUGGUUUAUGAUGUUUUGAUGGGGCCAGGCGGCAUGACCAUAUUUGGAGGGAAGGGUGGAGUUCAAACAGGCAUCAAGUCUAAGACAAGCACAAUUUUUUUUCAUGAAAUGACAAAAUUUUACAAUUUCAGAAUUUGAAAUGUUGAAUUUCCACUAUCUGCAAUAAUUAGCAAACCAUUAUCAACAUUUCACUCUGCAGUUUUACUCUUUUUAGGAUUUCUAAAACAGACUUUGAUCCAUACAGGCGUUGCUGACACACAGGAGGAGUGGUCAGAUGAGUUUGAUGACGAUGCAGAUGAAGCUCCCUCAGGUACGAUGAUAUCAAUCACGACUUAAUUCUUCAAAAACGCUCCAAAACAAACUCCUGAAACUGUCGCAUAAAACAAACGAUAUCUUAGUUUUUACUUCCAUGUUAGAGUUAUCUGACUGUUUUGGUUGAACAUGUAAGAGUUUAGAGAACAAAACUUUAUACAUGAAAAGAAUCACUGAUGUUUUUUAUUUGAUCAAAUGUCAGGUUUUUUUCAUUUGUCUCUGAGUGGUUUGAGAGUUUUUUAACAGUUAUUAUGUUUUAUUUUUAGGAGAAACUCCAGAUCAAGUUGACCUGUAUAAUGCACCACAGCCAGUCGUGACAGAGGAGGACUUGUAUGAAAACCUUUACCAGGACAUAACUGCAGUGAGUGAAAACUGUCUUUGUUCCCCUCUCAGCCCUCUGAUAGUGACAUUAUCAGAGAAAAAAAGUUUAAAAAGGCAGAAAACCACACAAAAUAUUCAGCUUCACUCUUUCUCCUCGUCUCUGAUAAUCCGGUCAACCCCAGAUUUCACUUGUAGUAAAGUAUUUUUACAGUGUCAUCAAAGAUUAUAGGAUUUUAUCUCUUUUAACUCUUUCAUUUGAUCAAGGUUGCAGAUCAAUCACAUAAUUCAGUUUUUCACAGCUUUUAUAAAACCUCCUUUGUCACCUCAAGACUUGUAUUUUAUUUCCCUCUCGUCAUGGUCAUUCUGUCCCUCUGCAUUUCAAACACUGAUACACCUCUCCCUGCUCUCCUUUCUUCACUUGCACUUGUGCUGGAGAAGCAUGGACAGGUUUGAUUUAUUUAUUUUAAAGUUUGAUUUAUUUCUAUUUUGUUUGAAAUUUCAGGAUGAAGAGAAUAGCCUGAAGGUCAGAGAAGAAGAGGAGAUGAGGGCCAGAGCUCUGUACGACUACCAGGCUGGUAUGUACACAAACACUGACAGACUUCUCUUUUGUGUGUUUUGUUGUUUCAUCAACACUUUUCUCCGCCACAGUUGACGACACUGAGAUAACCUUUGACCCUGAUGACAUCAUAACGGGGAUAGAGAUGGUGGACGAGGGUUGGUGGAGAGGUUUCGGGCCGAACGGACACUACGGCAUGUUCCCUGCUAAUUAUGUGGAGCUUCUUUAG